Molecule: messenger RNA, 8073 nt
Organism: Seminavis robusta
Lineage: Eukaryota; Bacillariophyta; Bacillariophyceae; Naviculales; Naviculaceae
Source: the annotation of a GenBank genome assembly
AUGAGCUACCAACAGCCACAGCAACAACAAGACCCAAGUGCGAAUCCAUGGGCUGGUACCGGUACAAGGUUAAGAAGGGGUAGCAAUGCUGGAGAAGAAAGUCCCAGCAGUCGAGGAGCCCGCUAUCGAGUAGAAGCUAAAGGUGUUCCUGUCCCUUCGACGUCUUCGUCUCCCAUCCCUUUCGAGCUAAGAGUCCCUACUGCUGCUUCCACGACACUCGAAGAAGUCGCCCACAAUAGACCCUCUUUGCGAGAAACUGGACUUCGAAACCACCAAGUGAUGGCCGAUCAGCGGCGAGCUAGUGUGCCAGACGCACACAUGCCCUACAAUCCUUCUGCAAGUAGUGCUGGACAACCUCGUGUACCUGAGAUAAUCAGACCCUUUCACGAGGCUCUCCAUGCUCCAGACAACCCUACCGGUACAAGCACAAGUAGACGACAAAGUGCUCCGGCGCCUCCUCCUGUGUGGAGUACUUCUAGGCUGGCCAAGACGGGAUCAGAUCGACAGUUGUGGGGUUCACAAGCACAAGCACAAUCGCAGGAGAACAGAGACCAAAGAUUUCCAGAACAACAACAAUCGCCACAAAUGAUGGAGUAUACCAAUCAACCUACCGGCAGUGAUCAGAUGCAUAUGCUUGGUGAACAGUAUACCCCUCAGUUUCAACAGCAACAGCAACAGGAACAGCAGUACCCACCUCAGCAACCCUACAAUCCUGGACCUUCGCAACAGCACUACAAUCCAUACAAUCAAGGACCUACACAACACCCACAGCAGUAUCCACCCCAACCUUCAUACCGACUUCAACAGCAGUAUCCACCUCAGCAGCACCAAUAUCCCCCACAACAGCCUCCUCCUCAAAGCCAACGGUAUCCUCCCCAGCACUCUCCUUAUCCUCCUCAUCCUCAACUGCAAGACAGUCAGAACCAGCCACCGUACCAACCAACACCUACUACCAGUACCGCUACCAGCAAGAAGAUUUCACCAGCCAAAUCCAAGAAGAAAGCUCAAAAGCAAGCUCAACCAACGCAAUUGUCGCAAUCACAGCCACAAUACUCACAAAUGCAACCGCAAUACUCACAACAGCAACCGCCGCCUGAGCGGUUGCAAGAUCCUGGUCCACCACCAACAGAACCAGGCGCAACCAAGAAGAAGAAAAAGCGACCACCGGGUCACAUUGAUAAGGACGGUGUGCCCUACUGGCAGAAAAAACUCAAAAAGAAGAUUGUCAAGGGAAAAAUCAAACCUACAAGACCCUCAGAGUUACCUGUCGUCACGCCCAGCCAGCCAGAGACACAACAACCAGAUGACGUCCAUCAGCCAGAACCACCCAAUCCAAAGUCUCGACUUAACCAGGUCCCACCACCGAGUGAUACCAUUACUCCAGCGGCGCGAGCACCAUCGCCUCCCGUUUGGGCAAGUGCCAAGUUGAAGUCCACCGGACAUGCAGACGCCGUCUUGAAAGGAAAGGAUAUCAAGCCUCCGCAUGCGUCGCUCCCUAUGCAACCUCCUCCUUCCCAGGGCAAUGACAUUACACCUUAUCAGCAGCAACAGCUAUUGAAGCAACCCCUAGCAGAACAACCGCCUCCACAACCCGCACGGCAAGCCCCGCAGAGUGAACCGCUGACACAAGAGCAACCCGAAGAACCUCCUCAGAAAGCUCCAAGUAACCCACCAUGGAAGAGACAAUGGCCUCCUCAGCCACAACGCUUACAGCCGUCGCCAACACCAGAACAACCAACUGCGACCAAGCAGUGGCCGCCACAGCAGCAGAGGUCUCAGCCAUCGCCUCUGCCAUGGCAAAAGAAGAAGCAAUGGCCACCACAACCGGAGUCUCAACAACCAUCGCUAGAACCAGAGGAGCCACCUGCGACUAAACAGUGGCCGCCACCAAAGCCACAACCCCAACAACAAACCAAGCAACCAGAAGGGCUGGAGUCAACCCCGUCAAACCCAGAAGCUUCCAUUCGUCGUUGGGGUAGGCAAGCGAAUCGUCCAGCCAAGGAGGAGAGUCAGCAGAAGGAACCCAAGCCGCAUCCGGUGGUGGCCCAUCCUCCUGGAUGGACACCACCCACAGAUUCGUCGCAGACCUCAAUCGCAUCACACAGACCCUCUCCGUCGCAAUCACAGCCGAGAAAUGCUCCGUGGUCACAGCAACAAAGAGACUCGCCAGUGCAGCUACCGAAACAGCAACCGCCGAGAGAAAGUGAAGCCCCAACAAGAGCGACGAUGCGCGGUACGGCACCUGUGCGAACCAUGUCAGCGCCCUCUUGGGCUAAUACCGGUAAACCGAUGUUGAGGUCCAGUUCUCCUCAGGUCAAGCAACCACCACCGCAUCCAUCCAAGCCACCAUCGUGGGCAACGAGCAAACCCAGCCUAAAAGCGACACCUCGGGGAGAAGCUGUCAUGAAUAGCAUUGAUAUUGGAUCUCCCAACCGUCCAGACUGGUAUCAGCCAUUUGUUCCAAAACCAUUUGAAGACAUGACGCCCGAAGAAUUGGAGGAGUGGAAACAGCGAAAGCAACUGGAACAACAAGAGCGGGCUCAGCAAAACAAGUUGGUGGCACCUCCAGUGGAGCAAAGUGUUGCUGUAGAACCCCCGGUUGUCCCGAGAGAAGCAACACCACCCCCUGAACCGCAACCUCCGCAACAUUCCGAACCGAAACAAACUGUGUCAUCCAUCCGAAGUGUGCCUUCUGUUUCGCCGAUACCUGCUCCUAACUCGCCGAUUCCAAGGGUCCCAUCCAACAGAAGUAUGGCUCCACCAUCUCCGGCACCUGGUGCUGGGCAGCCUCCUCGCCGACAAUCGAGCAACAGGGGACUCCCUCCAGCAUCUCCUAUCCAAACACAGCGAAGGUUCUCCAACCGAAGCACCACUCCAGCGUCCCCAUCCACAGCUCCCAAGCCGUACCUAUACAAGACGAUCCCGCCAGCAUCCCCUGAUUUACCUCCCAGAGCGAUAAUGAUGCGGAACAUUCCGCCAGCGUCGCCAGAUUUACCUCCCCGACACACUUCACAAGCAUCGAAUAGGAGCAUCGUGGUACCGGUGCGGAGUGUUAAUUACGAAGAUGAUAUCAGUAUGAGCGGAGUCAGCGCCCUCACCGAAGCUGUCGUUUUGGAGGCCCCUCCUGAGAGCACACGAAGUUUGCAGACGGAGGACGGCGACUCGAGUGGUGCAGCCACCGCACCAUCGUGGGCCAGCGGAGCUGUGAAACUCAAAAGCACGGGGAAGAAAAAGGAUUUAUGGCAGGCACCGCCUAAGAUUGAUACCGAGACGAGCGGUGAAGAGCCAGUGGAAGCGCCAGAGCAGACCACGCCAGUGCAGGCCAACAAGAAGAAGGAAGAAGAAUACAAAUCGGAUCCUACAACGAUAGGGGCAGAACUCGAGCCAGAUCAAGCCACGGAGCCGCCACUAACGCAGGACAAACCUCAAACACCUGUUGUGGCUGACCCGGAGACAAGAGACGAACCAAAGGCCAAGGACUUCACAAAAUCAAUCACUACGACGAUCACGGUUACCACCACCAGCAACAUGCCCGACGGUACUGGGCUGGACAGGAGCGAGUCCGCUAUACCCGCAGCUGCGGCCGCUGCUAUGGCUGCUGCCGCCGCUGUCAACGAUAAGCAGUCCACGACGCCUGCUUGGGCUAGCAAAUUGAAACCCACGGGCUUUGCAGACGAUGUGAUGAAAGGGAAAGACAUCAAGUCUGAUUCCGAAGAAUCUGCUCAUCGACGGAGAAGACCAUCAUGGAAACGAGAGAACACGCCCGACUCCGAAGCGCCAUUUGACGAAGCUCCAUCUCUGCACUCGCAAGAAGCCGUUGUAAAGCCUUCGGCGCCUCCAACCAGCACAGCGUCCCCUGGUCGAGCCGUUCGAGGAAGAUCCUCUAUGUCAAUUCCGUUGGCUGCUAGGCCUCCGCUUGGAACUUUCAAGCCACGGCCAUCGAGUUUGGAACCGUCUCAACAAGCGGGGGCUACUAGGGCGCGAUCGUUCAGUUUCGGGUCCAGUCCUCCCUCGCCUCAACCCUCAUGGGCCGUCGAACGGCCCAAAUUGAAGCCUACGGGACGAGGUGACGCUGUGUCAAGAGGGGUCGAUGUCAAGCCUCAAAUAGUCUCGUCUACCAUAGCAAGCAAGCCCGCUGCAAGGAGCUCCUUGCCGCCCCCAACGAUCCCACAUUUGGUUGUGGAGCCGCCCACGGAGGAGGACAAUACAAUUCGAGCCAAGCCACUAUGGGCUGCAGGGCGUCCAAGCUUGAAAGCCACCGGACAUGCUGGUGACGUCAUCCGUGGAAUCGAUAUCAAGACGAGAUCGGCUUUCUCACCAGCCUUGACACCCAGAUCAACGGCUCUGCAGCAUUCCCUCAAUCAAUUGAAAUCGCCGGAGGACAGAUUUUCGAUGCAGAUGCCCCCUGAGCCCCCACAAGUGUCGGCGUAUCGAGUAGCUUUGCGAUCGGUGCCAGAUGCCGCCGUUCCCAGACGAGGAAGGAUUGUUCCAGUUAAGACGAAGCUACGCGAACCAGAGGAAGACGAGUUCUCGGCACCUCUAGUGCCCGCCAACCGAAGCGUGUUACGGCGCGUUGGCAGCCCAGAUAGCGAUCUCCCAUCUGACGAAGAAAAGACAUCCAAAGGUGAUCCUCAGAUCCCUGGCAGGAUACCUGCCAAGGCCGCAAACCGUGCCUUUAAGGGAACCCCUGCUCGCACAACAGUUUCCAUAUCUCCAGUGCCAUCAAAGAAUGGCCCAAGCUUUCCAGAGGUAGAAAUCGAAGUCGAAGUUGCCGAGGGACAUCCCCUGGUUCGCGCGAAGAAGACUCAUCAACUGGGUAUGACUGUACAGAAGCCAAGCGACAGCAAAGAUCACCACAGCAGCAAGGCCACCAGGACGAAGAAGGGGAAAAGCGUUCCCAAAAUGGAAAUAGAGGUCGAAGUCGCCCAUCACCCGCAAGCGGAGACGGUGAGUGAAGUUCCGGAAAGAAGCCACGCCGCAUGGACGUCGCAGUCUUUGCCUGACUCGUCAGUGGGGAGGUCGAUAGAAGCGCCUCUAAGAAGCCGCUCCACACGCUCGUCGCAAUGUGCAUUUGACUUGCCUUCGAAGAGGGCCGUAGAGAAACCAACGAAGACGGCGGACGCUGAAGCUCCGCAGAGACGACCCACAACCGGCACGUCGCAACCUUCACCGGAAAAGGUGCCAACACAACCGAGCAGUUGUGACAGAGUUGACAUCACAGAGACGGUCCCUGCUCCGCAAAGUAAUGCCUCUAAUCUACAGAUGCAAGUUUUGCCUAAGCAAUUGCCGAUUGUCCCGGUUGUGCUAAAGGGAAGCGCGAGAGUUGAGAAGUCGAAGGGAAAAGACGGCUCCAGGACAGUUUUGGUGACAGGAGAUGCAACAGUUUCAAGGGCACGAGCUGAAAAACAAACACCAUCAGAGAGCCCUCGAGAAUCUGUGGUCGGGCAGCAAGCAUCUGUGGAAGAGCCGCGGCCUGCUUCUUCUACUGAUCAGAAAACCGCGGCGUCCACAGAACAGAAUGCCCAUGCUAGAAUCCCAUCAGACGACUCCCACGAAAUAGACGCUAUCGAUCCGCCAAGCAGAGAUCCGCCAGUUCAGCAUCAGCACGCGCUCGGUUGGCCUAUCGAUGAUGAACCGGAGAAAGCACCAGUCCGUGAUUUCGAAGAGAGUGUACCUGCCGUUUCCAUUGCCUCACCUUGGAAAGCUUCGUCUGUUGCACCAUGGGGGACCCCACUGAUCAUUGAAACAUGGAACCCAAGAACAUACGCAGAGGUUGCUGCGACGGAGCCUUACCGACCAGAAGACGCACCAGUCGCGAAUGAGAACGACCGCUCCGGUGGAAUUCUUUCCGCUUCAAAGAAGGCAGACCCUCCAGCCGACGACCCGAUUCGGAAUGAUUCGACACAACAAGAUUCGAAGAUCAUCGUCGACAGUGACGGCUCGGUGGAGAGCCGAGGAAGCGCUUCUGCAACUCUCCCAGAAUCAUUUGAAUUCAACAUCAUUGUAAACCCAGACGGCAGCACUGUUUCAGUCGAGGAACAGGCGCAUGAUGGGACGGAAGUUGUCUACAAGGAAGCUCCCCAAGGAACGAAACCUGCAGUUGCAGAACUGGCUAGUAAUGAUAGAGAACCGUCUGAUCCUGUUAUUGACGCAACGAAUCAUUUCGACGACCGAAAAAAGCAAUCCCUUUCCCCAUCUCCAUCACGGGACAAAUUGUUCCAGGGAGUCCCUGGAGAAGAGGAUGAUAAAGAGUUACAAGCGAACCCUGAUUCUUCUGAUCCAGUUAAACUCCACGAUCCAAGAAUGAGUGGUGCUGAUUUGACAGGAGUUGUGGACGAGCCUGUCUCGAUUGAAAUUGAAGUAGGAAAUGGGGCUCCGAUGGUGUCCGUCACAAUGUCGCCCAGGAGGUCACCUAAACCCAGCAAAGCAGGUUCCAAUAGGAGAUCACCAAAGUCUGCUCGAACUUCCCCACUUCCAAAGUUUCCGCAGCUGCCAGCGGCGUUCGACGACUCCAGUACUUCAUCAUCACGUCCUGACUCAGUACCGAAGUUACCACAAGUUCCGUUGACGAUGGAUGAGACUGUUAGUUCUUCUGCUGCUUCGGACGCACAAACAAAUCAAAGAGCAACGAAAAUUUCAGUUACACUGUCGCCCAAGUCUCAGCAAAAGAAAGGACUUCGUAACAUGCCAAGGCUUGCCCCAAAGAAAGUACCAAAGCUCAUGCCCACAUUGGAUUCGCAACCGGGCUUGGCCACAACGAAACUAGACAGAGGCUCCGAACCAAUGCAUGUCACCGUAACAGUAUCACCAAGAUCAUCACCAAUACAUCAACCGACAUCCUCUCCAAAAAGAGGACCAGUUUUGGUGUCUUCAUCACAGGGUCCCACCGUUCAUGAUGCAUCUCCUCUGCUGGCAGGUGAUCAACCUGUGAUGGUGUCUAGGGCAGUUGCACCAACUGCAUGGCCAAAGCAUGCUUCAAAAGAAUCUUCAAAGUCAAACAAGUGGUCACAAAAGCCUUCAUUGUCUUCCGCGGAAAAGGUUUCAUCACCUGAGUUGCUAGAAGAUGUAUCUUCUCCCAUCAAUGCUUCAGUCGUGGUUUCUCCCAAGAUUGCAACCAAGAGAUUGGAGGUUUCACCAAAGCAUUCUCAUAGGUCAGCAAAUGAUUCAGCCAUAUCACCCAAUCAUUCACCAAGAGGUUCUCUGCCUUUGUCCAAUGACACCUCUGUUUCAGAUGAUAUCGAAGUUUACCACAGUGCCAUUCAACAAGUGCAAGAAGAUGUUGCAUUGUCUCCUAAGCCGUUGCCGAAGUAUGUCAAGAAAGCAGAAAGAGAGAAACCUAAAGAUGCCAAACAGAAGCUCUUUGAACAAAAUGUGUUGGCUUCUGCAGAUCAAAAGGAUCGUGCUGUCUCUGUGUCAGUAACUCUGUCUCCAACCUCCUCACCAAAACAUGCCCACAAGGCUGCAAGAUUCUCUCCCAAGCUGUCGAUGCCCUUGGCAGAUGAUGAAUCCUCCACCGAUGAAGACAGAGAAGCCCUUCCAAUGAAGGUUUCAGUCACAUUGUCACCAAAGUCCUCAUCAAAACAUGCCCACAAGGCUGCAAGAUUGUUUCCCAAGCUGUCGAUGCCAUUGGAGGAUGAAUACUCCACCGAUGAAGACAGAGAAGCCCUUCCAAUGAAGGUUUCAGUCACAUUGUCACCGAAGUCCUCACCCAAACAUGCCCACAAAGCUGCAAGAUUGUCUCCCAAGCUUUCCAUGCCAUUGGCGGAUGAUGAAUCCUCCACCAAUAAAGAAGACAAAGAAGCCCUUCCAAUGAAGGUUUCAGUCACAAUGUCACCAAAGUCCUCACCAAAACAGGUCUACAAGACUCCCAGAUUGUCUCCCAAGCUUUCCUUGCCAUUGGAGGAUGAAUCCUCCACCGAUGAAGAAGACAGAGAAACCCUACCAACGACGGUUUCAGUCACGUUGUCACCAAAGUCCUCACCAAAACAGGUCCACAAGACUGCCAGAUUGUCUCCCAAGCUUUCAUGCCAUUGGAGGAAGAAUCCUCCACCGAUGAAGACAAAGAAGCCCUAG